Messenger RNA from Paramecium sonneborni, 1293 nucleotides. Lineage: Eukaryota; Ciliophora; Oligohymenophorea; Peniculida; Parameciidae. The record is from the annotation of a GenBank genome assembly.
UGAUGACUGUAUAAAAAUCCUUCUUUCAGAUGGGUUAUUACUAUCUAUUGUAUGCGUAGUGAUCUCAUUAAUUAUAUCACUAUAUUUAAUUAUUAGACACUUGAUGAAUUUCAAUAUGCCUUUUUUUCAAAGUAAAAUCAUAAGUAUCAAAAUAUUAUUGAUUGUAUUAGUAAUACUCAUGAUGGCACCUUUUUAUGGAUUAAUUUCAAUUAUUUCAAUGGAAUUUCAUGUAAGAAUAAAUUCAAAUAUGGUAGUAAACAGGGUUUAGCAUCCUAUUUCGAAUUGGUUCGUGAUAUCUAUUUGGCUUUUCUUUUAUUCACUUUUUUCUAUCUUAUGUUCUCAUAUAUGGCUUAUAAUCCAGAAGAUAAACUAUUAUAUGAUGAUCGUGUAUAUCAAAUUAUGAUUGAACAUGAAAAAGAAAUUCAUCAUUUAUGGCCUGUAAAUUAUUGUACAGAAAGAUAUUUAUUGACAACGUAUCCAUCAAUUUAAUUAAAUAGGAAAGCAAAAGCAAAAUAUUUUACUUAUAGAUGCAAAAAAUUUGUUCUUUAAUAUUGUGUAGUAAAACCAGUUCUCACAAUCUUAAUUAUAUUUUUACACCCAUUUCAUCAUAAACUCUAUGCAGUAAUUUAAAAUCUAAUAUUUAAAGCAAAGAUUAAUGCAAAGUUUUGAAUUUAUUAUAAUAACAAGCGAAACAUUUUCUCUCUAUUACCUCAUUUUAUUUUAUUACGCUCUUAAACAUCCCUUGUAACCAUAUAAGUAAAUAUUAAUAUUCACUUAUUAGACCAUUACUUAAAUUUUUAAUUAUAAAGAUAACCUUAUUUUUUACUUUUUGGUAAUCUUUAACAUUAUCAAUAUUCGAAGAAGAAAUUUCAAGUUGUUUUGAGUCAGAUGAAGUAAACUAUAAUAAUAAUACAAUUAUUAGUGCAAUAGAAGUAUAUAAUCUAAACAAUUUUUAUAUAGAAUACUUUAGUUUGUGUAGAAAUGCUUUGCAUGACUCUUGCAAGUAUUUUUGCUUUUACUUAUACAGAUUUUAUUACAUAAGAGGAAAAUCAAGUUGGUACACUUGGCUAAGUAUUAACAGAUAAUUGGAAAGCAUUUUAACAUGAUUUUAGAUUAAUUAAACCAAAAAAAUUUGGGUAUAAAAAAUUAAAUUAUAUUUUAAAUAGAUUUAUAUCGAAAGUACAUGAAAUAGAAAUGCAUCAAAAAAGAACAUCAGAAAAUUAAGAAUUUGAAGUUACAUUAACAGGUGACUAUCAAAGAUUAAGUAAAGCUAUUGAUGUUCAAUAUAUAUGA